AUGGCUGUUUUACAAACUACUCAGCUCGAACGACUAGACGGCAAGGACCCGUCUACAACGUUCGACAAAGUUGUUGAGAUCAUCCGAAGGGAUGGCGGUGUGAUAAUCAACGGGCUUCUCGAAAAAGAACACGCUGGACGUAUUAGUGCAGAACUGAAGCCCGUCUAUGAAGCCGACAUCCCCGACACCUCUGGGUUUUUCCCGACCACCACUCGACGUGCAACUGGACUGCUAGGGGUGUCCCCCGGGUGUGUCGAACUCGCCACCAACAAACUCUGGAUUGAUGUUUGCAACGCGGUCCUCACAAGCACUUGUCAACCCUGGUAUGGAGAGAAACGGGCAACAUGGACUUCGAAGCCGAUUCUGGCCGGUACCUUUGGGUUUCAGAUCCACCCGGGUUCUCGCCAGCAGGACCUGCACCGUGACGAUAGUGACUAUCAUCUCCCGCCCGGAGUAGACUCUUGUAUGAUGGGAUGUCUUGUCGCCACGACCAGAUCGACAAAGGAGAAUGGCGCGACGAUGAUCAUCCCUCGCUCGCAUCUUUGGAGUCUCGAUCGUGCGCCGAAGAAUAUGGAAGCUAUACCGGCUGAACUUGAUGUGGGCGAUGCUUUAAUCUUCUCCGGCAAUGUGUACCACGGAGGUGGAGCCAACAAGACGAAGGAUGAAAUCCGCGAGGUUGUAGGACUGUUCAUGUGCAAGGGGUUCUUACGCCCAGAAGAGAAUCACACCUUGGCUGUGCCGCCUGAGCAAGCUAAGAAGCUCUCCCCUCAGGUACAGCGCCUGCUCGGCUAUGGGAUCAGUCAACCGGCGGUUGGAUUCUACAAGUAUAAGGACCCAAUGCAGAUCUUGUUCGGGGUAGAGGACGACGAGACAGUACAUCUUUGA
Molecule: messenger RNA, 885 nt
Organism: Cladophialophora psammophila CBS 110553
Lineage: Eukaryota; Fungi; Ascomycota; Eurotiomycetes; Chaetothyriales; Herpotrichiellaceae
Exons: 3
Coding region: 1-885 (294 amino acids)
Source: RefSeq, a predicted model, not a curated record